GUUCGGAUUCUACUUCCUGAUCUGUCCUGCUAUCAUCGUCAUAAGCUCGACUGCGGGGCAGCCAUGGAUGCCGAACUUGCGACGAGAUUCCACCUUUUAAUAUAACUCAUGCCGUAUCUCGUCUUCUUCUGAAGCCUUCCUCUGUCACUUCCUAUCUCAUAGCACAAAAUCAUGUCUGUCGAAACCACUGCCACAAUCGCUUCCUUUGGGGGUAAGCUCUUGAAGCUUGCCCACAAGGCUGCUUCGACCAAUUGCGAGAUGAAGUUUAACUUGUUCCUUCCUCCUCAAGCUCUCAAGAGCUCGGCAUCCAAGAUCCCUGUCCUCAUCUACCUCUCCGGUCUUACCUGCACCGGUGACAACUGCUCAGAGAAGGGCUUCUUCCAACACCGCGCCAGUGAGAAGGGUAUUGCCGUUGUCUACCCCGACACUAGCCCCAGAGGACUCGGUAUUGCCGGUGAGGAUGAUUCGUACGACUUUGGCUCAGGUGCCGGCUUCUACGUCAAUGCCACCAAGGAGCCUUACAACAAGGGCUACAACAUGUACUCGUACAUUACCGAGGACCUUCCUAAGGCCCUCUUCUCAUCUUUCAAGCAAUUGGACUCGGACAGAGUCAGUAUCACUGGACACAGCAUGGGUGGUCACGGUGCCUUGACCUUGUUCCUCAAGAACCCCGGCAAGUACAAGUCCGUUUCCGCAUUCGCUCCCAUCGCCAACCCCAGCAACUGCGACUGGGGUAAGAAGGCCUUCUCGGGUUACUUUGGCGAGGAUCAGAAAGAAAAGUGGGCUGAGCACGAUGCCACCGAGCUCAUCAAGAAGUGGAAGGGUCCUCUGGAUAUGCUCAUCGAUGUCGGCACCGGCGACAACUUCUACAAGCAAGGCCAACUCUUGCCCGAGAAUUUGACCAAGGCUGCCGAGGAGUCAGGCAACGACAAGGGUGUCAACCUGAGAAUGCAGCCCGAUUACGACCACAGCUACUACUUCAUGUCUACCUUCGCCGAUGACCACGUCGACCAUGCCGCAAAGUACCUCUUGGGCUAGUGAGUAUCUUUUCACACACAAUGAGGGGCAGUGGGCACACUAAUUAUGCCUCAAGCCGCCCGCUUAAACCAAACCUCUAGGCACAAUGUAAAUUCCCACGCAUAACGAUAUUCAAUUAUGAUGACAAUAUCACUCCAUCCUAUAAACUGGUUGGUUCGAUGUAUAUAACCCCAAUAUACUCUUUGAGAUGACCAGCGCAAUUUCUCUGUGGCCACCUCAAUCUAUAUACGAACGACUUCCGUAUAAACCGAAGCAGC
This is a messenger RNA of Aureobasidium pullulans EXF-150, 1295 nucleotides long. Its product is annotated as esterase D. The record is from RefSeq and is a predicted model, not a curated record. The coding region runs from base 172 to 1038 and encodes 288 amino acids. Gene Ontology annotation, molecular function: S-formylglutathione hydrolase activity. Lineage: Eukaryota; Fungi; Ascomycota; Dothideomycetes; Dothideales; Saccotheciaceae. Gene Ontology annotation, biological process: formaldehyde catabolic process. The transcript is spliced from 4 exons. Gene Ontology annotation, cellular component: cytosol.